Selaginella moellendorffii is the source of this 3244-nucleotide messenger RNA. Its product is annotated as IAA-amino acid hydrolase ILR1-like 5. Gene Ontology annotation, biological process: auxin metabolic process. Gene Ontology annotation, molecular function: IAA-Ala conjugate hydrolase activity. The record is from RefSeq and is a predicted model, not a curated record. NCBI's taxonomy places the organism in Eukaryota, Viridiplantae, Streptophyta, Lycopodiopsida, Selaginellales, Selaginellaceae. Gene Ontology annotation, cellular component: endoplasmic reticulum. The transcript has 14 exons. The coding region runs from base 1 to 2283 and encodes 760 amino acids.
AUGGAGAGACUGAGGAAGGUGCUGUGGCAGAGGGACUUGGCUAUGGCGCACCGCAGGGAGCUGGCCGGUAAGAGCAAAUUGGUUAGAGAUCUUGCCGAGUCGUGGGAGCAUGAGCGCGAGGAAGCCUAUCUAGUGUCCAGGUGCCAGACCAACUUUCUCUUCGACUGGGGCGGACUGGGCAAGCUGGGCCGUCUCAUCCAGCUUCUCUACUGUGGUCGUCUCUUUGACAGCCUUCAAGAGCGCGAACUCUACCUCCGGCUAGAUCCCACAAACGGUGUCACUGACGAGGAUCUUCGCUACAUCUCAUUGCUUUCUCUUCGCGUCUUACAAUCUUCCCAGCUGGAGGAAUUCGAAGCAUCCCCAGCCAUUCCAAUCCUAGACCGGAUCAUGGGCUCGGCCUACUUCCACUACGAGCAGCCCUCCCGAUGCAGCCAGACGGUGCGCUGCAUCACGCGGCUCUACAGGAAGAAGAAGGACCGAGUUCUCCUGCGACUGCUGCGAGAUGUGCUCCACGAGUACAAGGUAAGUGGCUACGUCUUCCGGUGGAAGGGGCUCCCCGAGUACUGCCAUGCGUACCCGCCGCCAACCGGUACGUGCAUCGACGACGUGCACGCCCUCUCCCAGUUGAUCCAGGCGAUCAACACUAGCCCUUUUACCAGCUUGCUCUUGACUGCAAGGCCACCAGAGUCCAUCAGUCCCCACGACCAUGCUUUGAUAACAUGCAUGUACCACGGUUACUGCUGGAUGAUCAACACCCGGCUGCCGGUGUACAAGGCCCUCCCUGACUUGUCAUACUCGGCCCUACGUUCUGGGCCGGAAGACCAGAUUCUUGUUGCAGCAGCGGAAAACAUGUAUAUGAUGGAGCGAAUACCCAAUUAUGUUGAGGUCUGUAAGCGAAUGGAGCUCCUGCAGGCGAAGCUGGACUUACUUCAGAAUCAUCAAAAACAGCCGUCUUCAUCAAGUUCUUCUCCUGCUACAACCAUUUGGAAAGAAGUUGAUAACAUUAGGGUUUUGGGAAUGUCAUAUUUCUUGUGGUUUUUGGUGGUGCUUUUGGCGAGCGCAAGCGACGCUGCUGAGAAUGUAGAGUUGUCCCAGGACUGGAUCAAGGGCGUUCGCCGGAGGAUUCACGAGAAUCCGGAGCUAGGGUUUGAUCUGGUCGAGACGAGCGCGCUGGUGAGGUCGGAGCUCAAUGCCAUGGGCGUCGCCUACCGCUGGCCCGUCGCGAGCAGCGGCGUCGUCGCUUCCGUGGGGAGUGGCGAUCGGCCAUUUGUAGCUCUUCGCGCGGACAUGGAUGCGCUGCCUAUCCAGGAAGCGAUGGAAUGGGAGCACAAGAGCAGAGUUCCUGGAAGAAUGCACGCCUGUGGACACGAUGCGCACGUAGCGAUGCUCUUAGGUGCUGCAAAGCUUCUUACACUACAUCAAGAACAGCUCCAGGGGACAGUGCUGCUGAUAUUCCAACCAGCUGAAGAAGGUGGUGGUGGUGGAAAAAUGAUGGUCGAAGAAGGAGCUCUUGGUGAUGCCGAGGCCAUUUUCGGGAUCCAUGUCUCGACCGAGUACGCGACUUCCACAAUUGCUGCGAAGCCAGGCGUUUUGAAAGCAGCUGCUGGAUCUUUCGAGGCAGUGAUAUCGGGAAAGUCUGGUCAUGCUGCCGAUCCCCACCUCGCUGUGGACCCGAUCUUGGCAGCGUCCGCGACAGUCAUGAGCUUGCAGCAGCUGGUCUCUCGAGAAUUUCAUCCUUUAGACUCACAGGUUGUCUCUGUGACAAAGUUCCACUCUGGUAGCAGUUUUAACGUCAUACCCGAUCACGUCGUAAUCGGUGGGACUUUACGAGCAUUCACCGACGAAAACUUCAUGAAGCUUAAGCAAAGGAUCGAACAGGUUAUCAUUGCACAAGCCGAAGUUUACAGAUGCUCGGCCCAAGUCAGUUUUAUGGAACCAUCCUAUCCCGCGACCGUGAUCGAUGAAGAAGCCUACCAGCUUGUCCGGGACGUUGCGUCCGACAUGUUGGGGGGAAGUAACGUAUUCGUGGCAGAGGCUUCCAUGAAAGGAGAAGACUUUGCCUUCUAUCUCCAACAAGUUCCUGGUGCUUACAUCUACUUGGGAAUCCGGAACGAGACACUGGGCUCCGUGCAUCCAAAUCACACUCCUCACUUCACUGUGGACGAGGAGUCUUUGCCGUUAGGUGCGGCUUUGCUCACAGCAGUAGCAAAGGAGUUUCUUCGACGAAAAUCCAGCGAAGCCAAGCCAAGGAUGACGCCAUCUUGGCUCUUUCAGUAUCAUUAAGCCGGCGGCUGGUCCCGAUCAGAUCUACAAGCUGUCGACGUGGACUGGAGUAGAGGGUGGGAUUUCAAUCCUGUAGCUGUUUCAUGUCCGCUCAAGUAUUUUGAGCCUUUCAGCUCCAAAACAGUGCCCCUGCGAGAUCGUCAAAGCCUGCUGCCGCUCCAUUUUGGACUUGCGCUGCUCGAAGAGAGAAAAUCGUCUCCCUCAGCACACUGUCAUCAUGGACAAGGAAGACAAUCCUCAUAAUUUCAUGAGAAUCAUGCCUCGGGGGGAAGUAUGACGUGCCAUGGGCUUGCCAUGCACGGGCUGGACGGACGGCCCUGAUGUGAUCCCCGGGAUCGUGCGAGGGGCCAUAAUGUUUGGGGAGGAGUUAGCAACCGAGGCUACCAGAAAAGAGACGGUCUCUCGCUCUCUUUCUCUCUCUCUCUCUCUCGCUCGCUCGCUCGCUGCCGUGUUGGGCCCGUCCAAUUCUACUCUCGACAAUGGCCGGCUCUAUCAAAUCUUUGCUCCUUUCGCUGCUGCUGCUCGUCUUUGCUCAAAUGUCCUCGUUGGGCGCAAGGGUGAUGAUACAGGAGGAAACCACGUCUGCCAUGAUCACAGGCUUUGCGAGAGAUUUGAAUCGCCAGCAGCAGCAAGAAUGGAUGGGAUGGGACGAUUGGGAGGAGACGGAGCUGGAGAUUGACGGCGCUGGAGAGGAUUUCCCUCAAGAACGUCCUCAUUCCUUCUACCACGCCCAUCGAGACAGCGUCAACAGGUUCUGAAAAGCCGGAGAAGAGAGAAAAGGUUUUAGUAAGUUCGCAGUCUCUACAAUCUCUGGCGCCAUAGCUUUUCCCGGUGGUGAUCCGUUAGACUGGAGCUCUUUUUUCUUCUCUGACCCCAAGUUGGUAGCUUGCACAGAAAAAAUGCUGCUCUCUGUGCUCCCUGCCGCCCCCUGUAAAGAUCAAAACACCGAGAAAAGAAAAGA